AUGUCAAAACUGCUAAUUGUGCCUUUUUUAUGCUCUUCUGUUGAGUGCAGUGUAAUCAGACAAUUGAAAUUGUUCACUGGGUUGCACAAGUUCUCACUCAAUGGACAUGGGUCGGAUCUGGCCCUUGUCCAACUCAACUCCAGAGUCUCCAGUGCUACUUGUAGAAUUAAAGCUACAUUGACCUCUGGAGGAAUGAGAUCUUAUAAUGGCGUGGGAACUGAGCUGCAACGUGAUGUCGUAGCAUUUGGAAUUCUGGGAACAGACACAGCAGUGCCAGCAGGCAGUGGUUUUUCUGAUGGUGAUGAUGAGUAUGACUUCGACAGUCCAACAGGAGGUUUCGCUUCCAUACAGGAGGCCAUCGAAGAUAUUAGGAAUGGAAAGAUGGUAGUGGUCGUAGAUGACGAGGAUAGGGAAAAUGAGGGAGACUUGAUAAUGUCUGCGGAGUUGGCUACACCUGAGGCCAUGGCUUUCAUUGUGAAGCAUGGAACUGGGAUAGUUUGCAUAAGCAUGAAGGAGGAAGAUUUGGAGAGAUUGGACCUUCCUUUGAUGGUAAACAGUCAGUAUAAUGAUGAGAAACUUCGCACAGCAUUCACUGUGACAGUGGAUGCUAAACAUGGUACUACCACAGGAGUGUCAGCUCGUGAUAGGGCUACAACAGUCUUGGCCCUUGCAUCCAAAGAUUCAAAACCAAGUGAUUUCAACCGCCCAGGCCAUAUUUUCCCACUAAUGUACAGGGAGGGUGGUGUGCUGAAGAGAGCUGGACAUACAGAAGCUUCGGUUGAUCUUGCCGUACUUGCUGGUUUGAAUCCUGUGGCAGUUCUGUGUGAGAUUGUGGAUGACGAUGGUUCAAUGGCUAGAUUACCUAAGCUCCGCCAGUUUGCAGAGCGUGAAAAUUUAAAAAUUGUAUCUAUUGCUGACUUAAUAAGAUUUAGAAGGAAGAGAGAUAAACUAGUAGAGCCGGCUGGUUCUGCAGUAAUACCAACAAUGUGGGGGCCAUUUACAGCAAACUGCUAUAGGUCACUUUUAGAUGGGAUUGAGCAUAUUACGAUGGUUAAGGGUGACAUUGGGGAUGGACAUGAUGUACUUGUGAGGGUACAUUCGGAAUGUCUCACGGGAGACAUAUUUGGAUCUGCCAGAUGUGACUGUGGAAAUCAGCUUUCUCUUGCAAUGCAACAAAUUGAGGCUGCUGGUAGAGGUGUAUUGGUCUAUCUUCGUGGACAUGAAGGAAGGGGCAUUGGGUUGGGCCACAAACUUCGUGCCUAUAACCUACAGGAUGAUGGACGGGACACUGUAGAAGCUAAUGAGGAGUUGGGAUUGCCUGUUGACUCAAGGGAGUAUGGAAUUGGUGCACAGAUUUUGAGGGACUUGGGUGUUCGUUCUAUGAAGCUGAUGACAAACAAUCCAGCAAAAUAUGUGGGGCUCAAAGGUUAUGGUUUGACAAUUUCCGGUAGGAUACCAUUGUUAUCUCUUAUCACAAAAGAGAACAAGAGAUACUUGGAGACCAAACGUGUGAAAAUGGGUCACGUAUAUGGCUCGGAAUUUAAUAGCAAAUUGAAGUAUCCUGACAGUGGCAAUGGUAAAGUCAACAGUGGUGAUGAUUCUAAUGCUGCUCCUGGCUUAUAA
Messenger RNA from Sphenostylis stenocarpa, 1623 nucleotides. The record is from the annotation of a GenBank genome assembly. NCBI's taxonomy places the organism in Eukaryota, Viridiplantae, Streptophyta, Magnoliopsida, Fabales, Fabaceae.